Molecule: messenger RNA, 2379 nt
Organism: Salarias fasciatus (jewelled blenny)
Lineage: Eukaryota; Metazoa; Chordata; Actinopteri; Blenniiformes; Blenniidae
Product: ras association domain-containing protein 1
Exons: 7
Coding region: 271-1368 (365 amino acids)
Biological process (GO): Ras protein signal transduction
Cellular component (GO): nucleus; microtubule cytoskeleton
Source: RefSeq, a predicted model, not a curated record
GCUCUCGGGGCUGACAGAUGGUGGAGAGCCCGCCUGAUGUGACCGUCAGCAGCAGCUGGAGCCCGGCUCUGCCCCGCCGCCGCCCGCCGCCCCGGAGCUCCUCCGGGGAUGAAGCCGAGCACACCUCCGUUAUACUUGGAACGAGUCCAGACGCUUCAGCGGAAAGUUUUCCUCCUCGGAUGGAGGGAGGUUUGAGACAAAGCGGCUGCCACGGAGCUCUUUUCUCCUCUCUGUUGUGACGAUGGAGGAGGAGCUGCUCUGAGCCACACCAUGUCUUGGGGGGAGUUCAUUGAGCUCCGCGAUCUGAAUUCGAGCGGCGACCAGAUCGAGCUGACCGGCUCUCGCUCGCCAUGCUCGCCUCCCCGCCUGGAGAGGACCAACGCCCUGAGGAUCAGCCCCGGGAAGGUGCCCGACCUGCUGAGCAGGGUGGGCAUCAUCAGGGUGCUGAGCAGCACCCAGGACCCCCAGCUGAAAGAGGAGAGAGGAGAGGGACACCACUUCCAGCCCUGCAGCCACGCUCAGCCCACGUGGUGCGACCUGUGUGGCGAUUUCAUCUGGGGCCUUUACAAGCAGAGCCUGCGGUGUGUCAACUGCAGGUUCACGUGCCACUACCGCUGCCGGGCCCUGAUCCGGUUGGACUGCAGUUGGGAGCGAAGCUCUGCAGCUGACAACGCUUUUGUUGUGGAGCAUGUGAUCGAAACCGACACGAAUGUGGACGAACAAGUGGAAUGGGGCAAGCAGGAGUGGACGGCUGCAGACAUCCAGCAGAAGGUGAAGGAAUACAACGCUCAGAUCAACAGCAACCUGUUCAUGAACAUGAACAAGGAUGCGUCCUACACCGGCUUCAUAAAAGUGCAGUUCAAGUUGGCCCGGCCUGUGUCGGUUCCCACCCCAAAGAAAGGAAGCUCCGACGCAGGAGCCAGGAAAUCCAGUGGAGUGAAGCGUCGCACCUCCUUCUACCUCCCAAAGGACGCGUCCAAGCAUUUGCACAUAAGUUCCCGGACUUCUGCUCGGGAGGUCAUCGAGGCUUUACUGAAAAAGUUCACUGUUGUGGACAAUCCUGGAAAGUUUGCCCUGUUCGAGCGCAGCGAGCGUCAUGACCAAGUCUAUGUCCGUAAGCUGUCUGACGACGAGCGUCCGCUCCGCCUGCGCCUCAGUGCUGGACCCAAUGAGAAAAUCCUCAGUUUUGUGCUGAAAGAGAACGAAACUGGUGACGUCAAUUGGCAUGCCUUCUCCAUGCCCGAGCUGAAGAACUUCCUGCGCAUUCUGCAGCGUGAAGAAGAGGAGCACGUCAAGCAGAUCGUGCAGCGCUACGCCCUGGCCCGCACCAAGAUGCAGGAGGCUCUGGCUGGCUCCACCCCCGGCUGAUGUGACUCCGCGCUCGGGGUUCGAACGUGCACCUCUUGGCUGGACGGUCGCCACGGAGACGACCAGCCAUCGUUGCAUCCAAAGAUCCCAGAGAUUACAACUCCAAACAUCUCUUCUGGAGGAGAGAGUGAGACUGGGCGCGAGACAAUGAGAGAGAGAGCGAGCGAGAGAGAACCAGCGCGAAUGUGCGUGUGAGAUGAUGCGAGAGAUGAGAAGUGCCUUACACCUGGAGAGCCUGAUGUGCCUGAGAGAAUGAGUUGAGAGAAUCAGAGACUGGCAGAUGAGACAGUGGUUUUAGCCUGUUGGGUGAUAAUCUGGUUAUCCUGUACCUCAGCUGUGUCACUUUGACUGAAUAAAUGAAGGUUAGGGGCUUUUUCCACACGUUAAAAACUACAAAGCAACCCAGUGAAGAAUGUACUGCAAGAUAAUUGAGCAGAUAAUCAUAUUAAACAUACAUUCCUGUUACAUUUCCGGGAACAAAAUUGCAGAUAUAUUCGAUUCCCUUUACAGUCAAUUCAACCAUUUCCAUGAAUGUUAAGCUUUUUCGCCAUAGUUUUAGUUUCCCACUCUGCCACCUUCUUUAAAGACACAUUUUUUUCCCCAGCUGAAAGGUAUUUGGAUGAUCAUUUAACCCGAUCUCAGGAGUCUGCCAUGUCCUCUCUUCUCUGCACACCCCUGAUGGUGCAACUCUUUUAUUUCACUGUCAAUGUGUGAAUGUGACUGAUGUAUGGACAUUUGUGGUAUUGAAUGUCAAAGUCACUCUGGUUGACUGAAAUCGUGAAUGAACAUUGAUGUUACAUGUGUUUCAAUGGAAACUACCUGUCAUUCCUUUAUAUCUGUGUUCUUCUUUGUCCUUGAACAAAAUGUCUUCUGGUUUUGUUUUUUUUUUUGCCUUUUUUAUUUCACUUUUAUCUUGUCUGUCUUUGCACAAAUUUACAUGUUGUAACAAUCUUUGCAAUUGUGCACUGUUCAGUAAAGGGUUUUUUAAGCCUAUUGGGUGUUAUUUUUUUC